This is a messenger RNA of Gracilinanus agilis (Agile Gracile Mouse Opossum), 1094 nucleotides long. RefSeq names its product cysteine rich DPF motif domain containing 1 (gene CDPF1). The coding region runs from base 1 to 378 and encodes 125 amino acids. The record is from RefSeq and is a predicted model, not a curated record. NCBI's taxonomy places the organism in Eukaryota, Metazoa, Chordata, Mammalia, Didelphimorphia, Didelphidae. The transcript has 3 exons.
AUGACGUCUCCCAGUGAGCAGGAGCCCAAAGGGAUGUUUGAAUGCCAGUUAUGUGGCUUGACCGCACCAUACAGCUAUGUGGGGCAGAAACCUCCCAACACCCAUAAUGUUGUACUCCUAGAGGAAUGCCAUGUACUGAAGGAUCCUUUCACCUCGGACAAAGACAAAUUUCUGAUCCUGGGCUCACCGUGUAGCCUCUGCAGGAAGCUGGUGUGUGUGAGCCAGGAGUGUAGCUUAUACUAUUCGAAAAGAUUUUGCCUCCCCUGUGUUCGUGAGAACCUCAGUGCUUUCCCUCAGGAGAUACAGCAAGAAGUGGAGAAGAGACGUACUCCAUCCAAAGCUGCUUCCAAGAAAUCUGACUCGAGGACCUUGUUGUGAGGUCUUGGCCAGAAUAGAGGCCCUGGCUGCUCCUUGUUGUCUUGACACUUUUUUUUCCCAAUUUGCUCCUAUCAACUGUGGCCCUACGGGAACAUGGGGUUCCAUUGGUCUUCAUCAUGAUUUUUAAAGGGGACCCUAUGGGAUGUUUCUCAUGUUGCUGCAGUUAUUGUUUCCAACUCUGGAAAUCAGUGAGAAUUCUGGCCUCAGUCGAUCUGGGCAAGUCCAAGCCAGAGGCUUCUCUGCAGUGAGUCACAGUGGUAGACUAAGAACAUGGACAGGCAAAGUGAUAGAUUGAUCUACACCCAUGGUGGCGAAUCUAUGGCACAAGUGCCAGAGGGGGCACUCAGAGUCCUCUCUAUGGGCACACCCACUGUACCUCAGCACAGAGUUCACCAGAGUUCAUUACUAGAAAGCCAGAGGGACUUGGGGCUGGGCUGCUCCCUUCUACCUCCAUGGGCACCUCAGGACAUUUUCAUAUCACCCAUACCUCUAAAAGGUUUGCCAUCACUGGCCUAGGCCAUCACGGGCCCAAAGGGGCUGCAUGGUGCUGCUGAUUGAUGCCCCUGUGAGUAGGAGAGCCCAGGACCCUCCUUGCCUUUGACUUCCAUCCACAGGGGCUGAGAGAGGAGGACAAAGCAGACGAGAGCAACAAGAGAUCCAGUCCUUUGGUCAAAGGCUUGUCCCUUCCUCUACCAGUGAGGGCAGGGGAGGUAAGC